Molecule: messenger RNA, 357 nt
Organism: Lobosporangium transversale
Lineage: Eukaryota; Fungi; Mortierellomycota; Mortierellomycetes; Mortierellales; Mortierellaceae
Exons: 2
Coding region: 1-357 (118 amino acids)
Source: RefSeq, a predicted model, not a curated record
AUGGAAGACAUCAUUUCGACUAACAAACCAAAAGAGUGGGAAAAGAUCAUCGGUAACACCGAAUCAAUGCUAACAUCAUGGAAGGAUAAAGAACGUCGCGGCAAUCUCUGCGGAGAAUCGAUCCGCGUUGUGUUUAAGGUCCCCAAACAUACCGAGCAAUCCAAAUCAUGUUCUUCAAUUGGAAAACACUUGGGUUCUUCUUUUUCCGCUGGUAUCUACUUGGCUGCAGAGCGAGCAAUGCUGACAUCAAACAGUCCAUCAGUACACGGAAACAUGUGGGUAGACCAUGAUGCCGCCAGUUUUCAUCGAAACAUUCAAAAAUCGACCUCUGACUUCUUGGCCGUUGCUUACCGAUAA